GGAAAAAAGAACACAUCAAUUUCCUCAACAUAUUCUAAGAAUCUUCUCUUUCUCUUUCUGUUUCUCUCUCUUUUAUUAUAAGCUAUAAAACUGUAUAUCAAGUCUUUUAUUGUUGCUGUCAGUGACUUUUUGUAAUUACUUUCUGAUUUCCAAACCUACAACAGCUGCAACUGCAAGAGUUCCACUUGCUAACAACAACUAGUUUGUUACUGUUGGCAACAUGUGUGUGCAAGAGGAUGAACAAGUUGAUCAAGAUAAUGAUAAUAUGGACAAAAUUCUUGAUAACAGAAGAAUUUCAUGGCCUUUGCAUUGUGAUCUAUUGCAUGCCCAGAUGGAUAAUUCAGAAAAAGACUCUUCUUUUGGAGUUUCCAAUGGCCAGAUCAGUGUUGCAAAUUCAUUUCCUUUGGAAAGCAUUUGUGAAGAUGCGGAGAUUACAGAGAAAAAACAGAACCUGAUAAAUUUUGUUCCAACUCUUCGGUCCGGAGAGUGGUCUGAUAUCGGAGGUCGGCCUUACAUGGAGGAUACUCACAUAUGCAUUGGAGACUUGGCAAAGAAAUUCGGUUACAAUGCUGUCUGCGACGAAGCUGUUUCGUUUUAUGGUGUAUUUGAUGGACAUGGAGGGAAGAGUGCUGCGCAAUUUGUUCGCGAUCAUCUGCCGAGGGUGAUUGUUGAGGAUGCUGACUUCCCUCUUGAACUCGAGAAGGUGGUCACGAGAUCGUUUUUGGAGACUGAUUCGGAGUUUGCAAAAACAUGCUCUGCUGAAUCUUCCCUUUCUUCUGGUACAACUGCAUUGACUGCUAUUAUAUUUGGAAGGUCUUUACUCGUGGCUAAUGCCGGAGACUGCCGCGCUGUUUUGUCCCGAGCCGGAGGGGCUAUAGAAAUGUCCAAAGAUCACAGGCCGUUAUGCAUGAAAGAAAGGAUGAGGAUUGAGUCGCUCGGCGGAUUUGUCGACGAUGGUUACUUGAAUGGACAGUUAGGCGUGACGCGUGCUCUAGGCAACUGGCAUCUUGAAGGAAUGAAGGAAAUGAGUGGAAGGGGUGGACCAUUGAGUGCUGAGCCAGAACUUAAACUGACGACAUUGACGAAAGAUGACGAGUUUUUGAUAAUUGGAAGCGACGGAAUAUGGGAUGUUUUUCGUAGCCAAAAUGCGGUCGAUUUUGCUAGGAGGAGGCUUCAACAGCAUAAUGAUGUUAAACAAUGUUGCAAGGAAAUAAUAGGUGAAGCAAUAAAGAGAGGAGCAACAGAUAAUUUAACUGUUGUGAUGGUGUGUUUUCAAUCAGAUCCACCACCACCUAUGAUUAUUGAAAGGCCUAAUAGAGUUAGGAGAAGUAUAUCUGCUGAAGGACUUCAGAAUCUUAAAUGCCUGCUUGAAGGAUAGAUUAUUCUUCUCAGCAAUACCUUUUUUUUUGUGAGCUGAAAGUAUUAUGUACAUAGAUUCAUCUUGGGUUGAUCAGUGAUCGCUGGUAGGGUAGAGAAAAUAAUGCACUAAGGGGCUAAAUUCAAAUUCAAAUAAAAUUUAUACUUUUGUAUGAUUGUUUUUCCCAUUGUCAAUGGGAAAGAAAGACAUGAGCGUGUAUUUCAUGAAGCACGUAAUAUUUUAGCAAUGUAAUUAUGAUAUAGUUUAUUAAACUUUAUUUAGGAGACAGGAACAUCAAUGUAAAUGGGACUCCACACUGAUGGUUUUCUUUAAAUUAAUUGUCA
Molecule: messenger RNA, 1701 nt
Organism: Lathyrus oleraceus (garden pea)
Lineage: Eukaryota; Viridiplantae; Streptophyta; Magnoliopsida; Fabales; Fabaceae
Product: probable protein phosphatase 2C 27
Exons: 3
Coding region: 221-1378 (385 amino acids)
Biological process (GO): protein dephosphorylation
Molecular function (GO): protein serine/threonine phosphatase activity; cation binding
Source: RefSeq, a predicted model, not a curated record